AUGACCGAAAAUGCUUAUAGUCUUGUAAAAGACGGAGAUUUAUCACUGUCUUCUGACUCUUCGGAAAUAAACGAUAUUGGUAGUGGGACCCCACCGGAACUCUUAACCUCGGUGGUACCUCCUCAGACAAUAUGUCGCGAAAUUUUUUUGGAUAAGUUUGAGAAGUUUGCGAAUUUAAUUGCCACUGGCUGGAAAUAUCAUGUUGCUAAUACGGACGUCUUAUUAAUUAGACUGAAAAACUGUAGCAAAAGGAUAAUGAUUAUUCUUUUAGCCUUGGUUGAAUCUCCAUCGAAUGUUCGAGUGCAAGCCACCUCAAACACAUCUGCUGUAGUACAGUGGGACUACAAUGGGCAGAACGUUAGCGAAUUUGAAGUUCGUUUCAUGCACCAGCCUUCUCCUGGACAGCGGUUAGGUGAAAAAUGGUCAACGCGAACAGUUACUGAUCCUGCAGUGCGACACUUGCACAUACAUCAUUUAACACCUGAGACUCCUUAUGCUUUUUGCGUAUCUGCAAUACGUGACGGACGCCAAGGCCCUUGCUCGGAUCCUCCAGUAGCAAUCGAUAGACUGGACCCUACACAUAUUGUUACUAAUUUGCAUGUACAAUUCAAAACUUCAAACUCGGUACAACUAACUUGGACAUACAAUGGGCCACAAUCUGUGCGUUUUUAUGUUCGUUAUUCUGGCAACAAAUCGUAUGUUGAUAACAAUGGAAAGUACUUUGAGAACAAUAUCUUGCCGAUUGAAAAGACUGUAGAAAAAGCUGAACCUGGUUACCUACUGACUGAGCUGCGCCCUGAUAUGAAAUACAUAAUCCAAGUGGGAGUUCGUGAUGAUAGUAGGACUUACUUCCCAAGUGAAAUAAUUGUCAAAACUAAGUGUAGAGCCUCGCCAAUGGUUGAUCCUCCUCGAUUUGCUGGCUCAAGAGAUGCAAGCACAGCGUCAUUAAUGCUUGGUCUUGCUUCAGAGGAGUAUGGACCUAUCAGCCACUACUGGCUUAUAGUUGUUCCUGGGAAUUUUACUCCGGUAACUAAGAUUGUAUUUAGUCUCUUGACUUACUUACUUUUGUGCUUAGAGGCUUAUAUGACUAUACUCUGUUCUAACAGUUUUUUUCGUUAUGGAGGUUUCUUGAAUCAGCAUUUGGAAAGUAACACUCAAUAUCGAGUUCUGAUUGUUUUUGUACUGGUUAAUCUAUUUCUCUUACAAGCAGAUUCUGUUCCUUCCCCACCUUUCUCGACUAGAAGUUUUUACCACGUUCGUGAAGGCAAAACAUCAAAUCUGUGGCUAGUUGCUCCACUUAUAGCCUUUCUUUUGGUCGCUCUGAUAAUUCUCAUGCUUCUUUUGUGGUAUAGAUGUAACAAGAAAGGGUCAUCGCAUAAUACGAAUCGUCAUCCAUCAAUAACAAAGGUUGCUAUCAAUAGUAGCAUUCCGGGUGAAACAUCAAAACUGUUAUCUUCAGAGGCGUACAAUCGACAGGUGAUGAGUCCAUACGAUCAGGCAAAUGGAGGCAACGGUUGUGUUAUGGAACCUACUAUGGACAUGUAUCCAGUGCAUCAGAGCGUUAACUUUACUGCUGCACCGAAUCCGAUGUCAAUGUUGCCUUCUAGUGGCGGUGCACUUGGAGGUCACACUCUAAACCAUCCUCCAAUUCCUAUUUCAGAAUUAGCUGCACAUAUCGAGAAAUUAAAGAUGGACAAUAAUGCCCUAUUUUCUCAGGAAUAUGAGAGCAUCGAGACCGGUCAACAUUUUAAGUGGGAAAAUUCGGUUUUACCGUGCAAUAAGUCAAAGAACAGCACCGACUAUAUAAAUGCAAAUUAUAUUGACGGAUACGAGAAGACAAAGGCAUAUAUUGCUACCCAAGGCCCGCUACCGGAAACAUUUGCCGACUUUUGGAGGAUGGUUUGGGAACAAAGCUGUGCAACAGUUGUGAUGUUGACGAGGUUGGAAGAGAGGUCUCGCAUUAAGUGUGACCAGUACUGGCCGUCUCGCGGAACUUCCACAUACGGAAAUAUUGCGGUGACUUUGGUCGAAACGCUGGAGUUGGCUCAUUAUACAAUAAGAACCUUCCAGUUGCAACAUCGAGGAAACAGUGAGACGAGGGAUGUUCGCCAUCUGCAAUACACAGCCUGGCCUGAUCACGGUGUUCCUGACAAGCCUACUCCAUUUCUUAUGUUUCUUAAAAGGGUUAAAACUUUGAAUCCUCCAAACGCCGGGCCAAUUGUCACUCACUGCAGCGCUGGAAUUGGUCGUACCGGUGCUUUUAUUGCUAUUGAUUGUAUGCUCGAACGAUUACGUUAUGAAAAUACAGUAGAUAUUUUUGGAUGUGUUACUGCACUGCGAUCUCAACGGUCUUAUAUGGUUCAAACAGAUGAUCAGUACAUCUUUAUUCAUGAUGCUGUUCUUGACGCUGCUCAGUCCGGUUCUACGGAAGUACCUGUAAAUAAGUUGUAUACUCAUAUGCAAGCUCUGCUGCAAAUUCAGGCUAUUGACCAGAUAUCUUCAAUGGAACUUGAAUUCCGGCAUUUGGCUACCCUAAAAAUGGUCAAUUCGAGAUGUGCUGUUGCAAAUCUUCCAGCAAACAGAUCGAAGAAUCGGCUUGUGAACAUGGUUCCUUAUGAUUCUGCUAGGGUUUUACUGGAGGAGAUACCUGGUGUUGAUGGGUCAGAUUACAUUAAUGCGUCGUGGAUUGAUGGCUACAGACAGCGCAAUGCGUAUAUUGCCACGCAGGGCCCAAUGCCUCACACAGUUAAUGACUUCUGGAGGAUGAUUUGGGAGCAUGAAUCGGCAAUUAUUGUUAUGUUGGUUAAAAUCCGUGAGCUUGGACGGGAAAAAUGCUGUGAGUAUUGGCCAGUUGGAUCGGGCGCUCAGUUUGGACAUCUUGUAGUAGAGCCAAUCGCAGAGUACAAUAUGCCUCAAUAUAUACUUCGUGAAUUCAGGAUAACGGACACAAGGUCACGAACGGUAAGGCACUUCCAGUACGCAGAUUGGCCAGAACAAGGCGUUCCAAAAUGUACUGAGCAGUUUAUUGACUUCAUUCAUCAGGUACACCACACGAAAACUCAGUUUGGGAAAGUCGGCCCGAUAACUGUGCACUGUUCUACAGGGGCAGGCAGAACUGGAGUUUUCAUAGCUUUAAGCAUAAUAAUUGAUCGUAUGAAGUUGGAGCAGGUUGUAGAUGUAUUUACAACUGUGAAACUGCUACGCAGUGAGAGGCAAAAUAUGGUUCAAGAUAAAGAUCAAUAUCAUUUUUGUUAUCAAGCUGCACUUGAGUUUUAUGCUACUUUUGAUAACCCUUAUCAAACUUGA
Enterobius vermicularis (human pinworm) is the source of this 3306-nucleotide messenger RNA. NCBI's taxonomy places the organism in Eukaryota, Metazoa, Nematoda, Chromadorea, Rhabditida, Oxyuridae. The record is from the annotation of a GenBank genome assembly.